GGUCAGUGGUGAUAAUGAUGACAACAUGCAGCGAGCCAUGCAGUGAUGACUCUUUAUCAGAUAUAGCUGUGGGUCUGGGUCUGGACUUUGUCAAACUGGGAGGUCUGAGUGGAGCAGAGAGGAUGACUAAAUACAACCGGCUGAUUUCUAUAGAGGAAGAACUGUCCCAACAGGGAAUCCUGGCCUCCAAGGAGAAGCACCCCCCCCCACUGUUCCGUGAGAGAGCAGUGCUGAACACUGACACUGCUCACAGCUCCGGUUGUGCAUGACUGAUUCAAAAUACUUGUCACUGAGGCCAUCUUAUGUUUCAUAAUUGAAUCAUAAUUGAACUCUUCAUGUGAGGAUUUCACCUGUAGAGCGUGCAGAGUUGGUUAUAAACUAAGUGCAUUAUUUGAGUGUUAACAGCCUGGUUUAUUUAGAAUCUGUGGUAACAAAAUCAAUAUGAAGCUAUUCAGAGAGAGGCUAAGUGGGUAAACAUAACCUUGAAUACAAACAUUUUGUUCAACCCCGAGACAUCUCGUCGCUACUUCAGCUUUACAGUAUACAAGCCAUAUUAUUGAAACCACCACCAUGAAACAGAACAGAUCUACUGUGAAGGUCAUUAUUUCAUCACACCUCUAUAUCAAGCACUUUUUAUAUUGUAGAGAAUUCAUUUUCAAAAAAGACACAUUUAAGUUUCAAAUUUGUGUUUGUGUCAAGUAAAAAGGUCUGAUGAAUUAUGGCCCACAGUAUAGAGAUGAGUGAUUGAAACAGAGUGUUGUUUAACUGGGACCCCCCCUUAGUCGGUAAGUGUCAGCAGGUUGGGACCAGGUCAACAACUCACUCCUCCUCUGUUUUAUUUAAAUAAUAGCAGAGGUCAAUUAUCCACAUCAAUCAUGUUCAGCAGAAAUAGUCAUGUUACGUAGAAAUGAGUUUACCUGCUCUCCUUUUCUGUAAGCAUCUCGAUGCUCAACACGUUUCCACAUGUUUUAAUCCAUAAUAACAUGAAACUCUCCACUGAAUGAAAAUAUUUGAAUCCCCCCAAAUGUAAAAGGCAGGCUCACCAAUCAUACACAUUCACGUGCCUUCUAUAUUGAUAAAAGAUCAUUGUAAAACAAAGGAAUUCAUACAAAAAGAACCUUUAUCUCAUUUCACAGUUUGAUGACUGAGCUUCAUGACUACAGAAAACUCAACUGACAAAUUGUUUCAAGAGACAAAAUAGUUUUGAUGAAUACUUUUGUGUUCAAUUGGCCAUGACAGCUCUGUACUUUAACACACACAAACACAUCAACGGCCAUGUCCAGUGAGUUCUCUCUGAUUUAUCUUCUAUUAAACGCACAGAAUGUAGCUGUUACUAAAUAGGCCUGCUUCAUUUAACUUUAUUUAUGAAUCGCUAUACAUUUUAUUUUUAUUUUGUGUCUUCAUGCUUUUACAGGGAACUCUAAUCAUAACUGUUGUGGAAUAUUUUCCAAGGCCCAUAACUGACCCAGUUUAUCAGUUCAAACUGUCCUGACUGAGCACACACACCUCGUAACCUUGGCUGCUGUGCUCUCAGUGU
Messenger RNA from Gymnodraco acuticeps, 1537 nucleotides. It is a transcript of the gene eno4, whose product is annotated as enolase 4. Gene Ontology annotation, molecular function: magnesium ion binding; phosphopyruvate hydratase activity. Gene Ontology annotation, cellular component: phosphopyruvate hydratase complex. The record is from RefSeq and is a predicted model, not a curated record. NCBI's taxonomy places the organism in Eukaryota, Metazoa, Chordata, Actinopteri, Perciformes, Bathydraconidae. Gene Ontology annotation, biological process: glycolytic process.